Molecule: messenger RNA, 3395 nt
Organism: Osmerus eperlanus (European smelt)
Lineage: Eukaryota; Metazoa; Chordata; Actinopteri; Osmeriformes; Osmeridae
Exons: 12
Coding region: 81-2621 (846 amino acids)
Biological process (GO): neuromuscular junction development; positive regulation of protein tyrosine kinase activity
Molecular function (GO): protein kinase binding
Source: RefSeq, a predicted model, not a curated record
AGUAAAGCUAUUUUGAAAUUGACCCCUCUCAUUCGGGCACGGGACAGCGACACUGCAGCUGUCUGGAACCAUGACUGAAGAUGACGGAUUCUGUUGUCGUGGAGGGAUAUGUCAAAUUCAGAGAUGGAAAAAAGUGGAAGACUAGGUGGGUCGUGCUUCGAAAGCCAUCGCCUGUAGCAGACUGUCUAGUCCUGCUGGUGUUUAAAGACAAAUCAGAAAAGACUCAGGGCCACAAGGAGAGGGCCAGCAUCACCUUGGAAGACAUCUGUGGCCUGGAGACCGGACUGUGGUAUGAGGGGGCAGGCUACACCCUGGCAAUACUCUGCCUGAGCCAGGCUGCCGUGCUGGGUUUUGACAGCAAGGACGCCCUGCUGGCCUGGGACAUCCGUGUCCGCUACAGCCUCGGAGAAGGGGCCGGGGUCUUCUUCCUAUCCACCACAGAGGGCGAGCAUAUCAGUUUCCUGUUCGACUGCAUCGUCAGAGGCAUCUCCCCCACCAGGGGCCCAUUUGGUCUGCGGCCAGUGCUUCCAGACCCCAAUGCCAGCCAGAACGACUUGGAGGAGAGGGUGAACCACGAGGCGCAGGAGCUGGAGAAACGCCUCAGCAUGCUGUCGCACCAGAGCAGCACAGCCUCGUCUACUUAUGGCCCAUCUGUGGCUGGAGACGAUCGUAGUAUAUCUGGCUCUUCUGACACCUCAGAUACCAGCCAAUCAGACUGCAGCAUCGGGAGCCGUCUGGCUAUUUGGACUGAACCAGCGAUUAGCCCCUGCUCUUCGGAGAGCGCUGGCCAGUCAGGGGCUAAAGUGGCCACGCAGAGCGAGGAAAAGCUGUCAGUCAACCAGGUGGGCGAAGCCCGUCCAAUGGUCAAACCUUCUCGGUCUCGGCAGCUACAGGAGAUUGGUCGGCAGAGCUCUUCUGACAGCGGCAUAGCCACAGGAAGCCACUCCUCUUACUCCGGAAGUUUCUCCUCCUACGCUGGAAGCUUGGACAAUGGUCCAGGGGAGGAUUUUGAGUCUCUACUCAGCCUUCCCCUUCAUCUAGCCCUGGACCUGAGCCCUUGCAGCUGCCCUCCAGCCCCAGGACAUGAGUACCAGGUGCCCACAUCACUAAGGUACCUCUAUGACACCCCCAAGAGCCUACUCCAGGAGGGCGCCAGGGGAGCCCAGGCGUCUGAACCCCCCGUGUCACUCAAGGACGAGGCGACAGAGGGCGAGGAGGCUCCUGGAAGUCAGUCCAGCUCUGCUCCUGGACAUUCCGCAGCCGAGUUCCCACAAGGCCAGUCGGAAGAGAACAAGAGCAAGGUGGCGCCAUCUGGUGACAGUCAGCACCAUGAGUCUUGCCAGAUCUGCAGUUCUCACACGGCGGGCUCCAAAACCAUCCUCAUCAUCUGCUCCACUUGUGGAGGAUUCAAGGGAACGCCUCUCUCCCACCUGGGGGGCUCUGCUGUUCCCUCCAUACCAGGAUCUUCUGAACCAAAUUCAGCAGAAGAAAGUAUGAACAAGUGCCCAUGCAGACGUAACAGCUCAGCCGAAUCCAAGACUUUAGUUUCAACAGAAGCCAUGGCAUCUAAAGCUUUACCUGCCCAACUGACCAAUCAUAGCUCAGUGAAGCUUAUUUCGAAGAAGAUAAAUGAGGACCAGGCCCCAAAUAAGAAAGGCAAAGAGAAGUUAGCAAACCUCCUAGCUGAUCUCUUAGGCUAUCCAAGUAUAGCUGGAGAGGCAGGCACACAGACAGGCAGACUGAACUUCUACGAGUCAAUGGCUGCUGCAUCUGGCCGCGUACUCAGAUGCCAGCCACCUGUUCCUCAUGGAUCUCCAUCCCAUGAUUUAAGCUGCGGCACAGACAAAGACAGUAUCAUAUAUGAAAAUUGUUUCAAGUGUAAAAGGGAGAAUUGCCACCCACCCCAAAGAGUGCCUCCAACAAUGCCUUAUUGCGGCACAAAUAGUGCUACUUUGUUGGUUGGUCAGAAGAACCACCAUGGCUUUGGACAGGCCUUACCCUUUAAGCCCUGCUUGGAGAUGAGUGUGGAGCAGGAGGGGAUGUCUAAACAAGAGGACUCGGCUCAAGUGAAACAAGUGGACCAUGUGGUCCAAAACAGAGUCCUCCAGUGUGAGGAGUUGAAUUGUCAGUCAGUGACAGAUGAAGACAAAAAAACUAGGAGUAAAGAAGAAAGGCGCAAAGUUGAUCCUGCAUAUGAAAUCAUGGAGAGCCGUGCUCUGGAGAAGAAUACAGAGACAGAAGAGAAAAGCAAGUAUGAGCUAAUGGGGAGCUGUGGACACCAGAGGUUCCUUCAUGAGACUGAGGGUGUCGUGUUCGUGUUCCCAACUGAUAUGACAGCUCCAGAUAGGUGCCGGAGUGAUGGCGUGAACUACGUUAACAUCCCCGUUAGCCCCACGUCCAAGAAGCAGCUGAACUACAUGGAGCUGGAACUGCAGGAGGCUGCUGUGGGAGGCAGGGGCCCUGCCAGCCACCUCUCCACACAGAGAAAAAGUUCCACUAAAUAUGCCCAGAUCGACAUCACUGCUACAGAGACGGCUCACAAAGUGGGUACCCAGCAUGCACUGGGCCGAGAGGAGGGUCUUCACUCUAUGGAGCAGCGGAGGAGGGGAGCACCACAGUGACAUCACACGUCUCCCCACCCCCUGAUCUUUGCAGGACCUCAUACCCAACUGGGCAUUUAUAGAUUCCGACACUUCGAACUUCCUAGUGCAGCUCCAUUCUCCACAGUGUCAAAACUCUUUGGCAACUCCAAAAGGAUGUCAACCGAUUGUUGCUCGAUAUGUACGUCUCAUUUUGUGCCAAUUACCGCAGUCACGUUUUCCGUGAAGGCAAGCUGGAAAAUAUGGCUAUCGUCUGCAGCGUAGCUCCCACAGACUGGACAGCUGCCCACAAUCAAAAAAGCAACAUGAAAACAAGUGAAGGAAGAAAGCUGUGUGCAGGAGACGUUCCAAUCAAGACUUCCCGUGUGGAGUCAGACAACUCAUUAGAUGGCAUUAUGUCACGGUCAUAGCCCUAGGCAGGGUAAGGGUGCGUGAACGUGCUAAUUUUGAGCUGAGUAUUCGCUCUUCCAAACCCCCACAGCUCUGGCCUUUCAGCCUACCCGGGCCACCCCUAAUAGAAUGUGCCACGCUCAGGAUCUCAUCUGGGAGAACAGAGAGGUGUGAUUAUCAGUUGCGUUCACCUUCAGAAGUUGCUUUUAAUUAUCAUUGCAUUCAGUGUUUCCCCUAGCUUUGGGGGGGGGGGGUACAACAUGUAGAGACAUAAAUGACAUGCUGUUGUGUAAAUAAGAUAAAUAACAUAAGGCCAUUUUUAAUUGUUUAAUAAAAGAGCAAAGCUAUAGACCUGUUUUAUAGGAAAGGUAACCUUAAAUGACUUAUUUUGUGAUCUGGCGCUAU